ACGCCGGCUCCGCGGGUACCCCCGGCUCCGCUGACAUACGGACUCUGAUGGCUUCCACGCCUGCUUCACAGCCUUCUCCUAAAAAAACGGUGGCCUCUCACGUGCCUUUUGCGGAUCUGUGUUCUACUCUGGAGCGAAUACAGACAUGUAAAUCUCGUCCAGAGAAAACUAAGUACUUCAAGGAUUUUCUGGAUUCCUGGAGAAAAUUCCAUGAUGCUCUUCAUCAAAAAGACAAAGACGUCACAGAUUCUUUUUAUCCAGCUAUGCGACUUAUUCUUCCACAGUUGGAAAGAGAAAGGAUGGCAUAUGGAAUUAAAGAAACUAUGCUUGCGAAGCUGUAUAUUGAACUGCUUAAUUUACCAAAAGAUGGAAAAGAUGCUGCGAAGCUUUUAAAUUACAGAACACCUGCUGGCUCACGUGGAGAUGCUGGAGAUUUUGCAAUGAUUGCAUAUUUUGUGUUAAAACCUAGGAGUCCAAAACAAGGCAGAUUGACAAUAGAACAAGUCAAUGAACACUUAGAUGCGAUAGCUAAUAAUAAUGUUGCUAAAAACAAGGGUCAGUUAAAGAAAAGUCUUCUUCAGUUAAUUACCCAGAGCACAGCAUUGGAACAAAAAUGGCUCAUCCGGAUGAUUAUAAAGGAUCUAAAGCUUGGUGUUAGUCAACAAACUAUAUUUUCCAUUUUUCAUCCUGAUGCUGUUGAAUUACACAACGUCACAACUGAUUUGGAGAAAGUUUGCAUACAACUGCAUGAUCCCUCUGUCUCACUUAGUGAUGUUUCUAUCAUGUUGUUUUCUGCCUUUAAACCAAUGCUCGCUGCUAUUGCUGAUGUCCAGCAAAUUGAGAAACAAAUGAAUAACCAGCUAUUCUACAUAGAAACUAAGCUGGAUGGUGAGCGUAUGCAGAUGCACAAAGAUGGAGAUGUGUAUAAAUAUUUUUCCCGAAAUGGGUUUGACUAUACUCAGCAGUUCGGUGCUUCCCCCCUUGAUGGUUCCUUAACGCCAUUUAUUCAUAAUGUUUUUAAGAGCAACAUACAAAAUUGCAUUCUCGAUGGUGAAAUGAUGGCUUACAAUCCUGAGACGCAAACCUUUAUGCAAAAAGGAAACAGAUUUGACAUAAAAAGAAUGGUGGAGGACUCUGAUCUGCAGACCUGCUUCUGUGUGUUCGAUGUAUUGAUGGUUAACGAUCAGAAGUUGGGGCACGAAGUACUAAGCAAAAGAUACGAAAUCUUAAGUAGUGUAUUUACCCCGGUACCGGGCAGGAUACAUGUUGUACGUAAAAAAAGUGCCAGAACAAGAAAAGAAGUAAUUGAUGCUUUAAAUGAAGCAAUAGAUAACAGAGAGGAAGGGAUUAUGGUGAAAGAUCCCAUGUCCACCUACAAGCCUGACAAACGUGGGGAAGGCUGGUUAAAAAUCAAGCCGGAAUACAUCAAUGGGCUGAUGGAUGAACUAGACCUUUUAAUUGUUGGUGGUUACUGGGGGAAGGGCUCACGUGGCGGAAUGAUGUCUCAUUUUCUGUGCGCUAUUGCAGAGACGCCCCCUCCAAAUGAAAAACCUACCGUUUUCCACUCUAUUUGUCGUGUUGGCUCUGGCUAUACUAUGAAGGAAUUGUAUGAUCUAGGUUUGAAACUGGCUAAACACUGGAAGCCCUACCAUAGGAAGGACCCUCCCUGUAACAUUUUGUGUGGAACUGAAAAACCUGAAAUGUACAUUGAACCUUGGAACUCUGUCAUAGUUCAGAUCAAGGCAGCCGAGAUUGUUAACAGUGAUAUGUACAAAACUGACUGUACUUUGAGAUUCCCCCGAAUUGAGAAGAUAAGAGAGGACAAAGAAUGGUACGAGUGCAUGACUUCAGACAUGUUAGAAGAUCUCAGAAGCAAAGCAGAAGGGAAGUUGGCAUCUAAGCACCUUCAUGUAGAUGAGUAUGAUGAGCCACAAGAGAAAAAAAGGAAAACGGUAUCAAAGGUGAAGAAGAUAAUUGGAAUAGCUGAGCAAUUUAAAGCUCCUGAUCUUUCUAGUGUAAACAAGGUUUCAAAUGUAUUUGAAGAUGUUGAGUUUUGUGUUAUGACAGGAACGGGAAAAUAUUCAAAGUCUGAACUGGAAAGCAGAAUAGCCGAAUGUGGUGGCAGCGUGGUACAGAACCCGGGGCCAGAGACUUACUGUGUCAUUGUAGGAGCUGAGAAUGUCAGAGUGAAAAACAUCAUCGCUUCCAACAAAUACGAUGUGGUGAGGGCAGAGUGGCUCCUUCAGUGUUUUCAAACCAAAAUGCUGGUGCCUUGGCAGCCAGCCUUUAUGAUUCACAUGUCUCCAGACACAAAAGAACAUUUUGCUCGUGAGUAUGAUUGUUAUGGAGACAGCUACACAGCAGACACAGAUGUUGCACAACUCAAGGAAGUGUUCUCAAGAAUGAAAGACAGUAAGGUGAUGCCUUUGGACAUGAUUGCAGUGUUAGAAGAACGCUAUUCAUGGAACAGCCAUCAGCUCAGUAUAUUCAGAGGAAACACUAUUUAUGUGGACUGUUAUGCUGCUGUUAAUGAGCCCACAACCAAAAUCCAUGGAACAACACUAUCAAUUAGAGCUUUGGAGCUCCGUUUUUAUGGUGCAAAAGUAGUCUCUCACCUUGAAGAGGGUGUCUCCCAUGUUGUUAUAGGAGAAGAUUGUUCCCGGGUAAAAGAGAUGAAAGCACUCAGGAGAACAUUUGGGAAAAAAUUUAAAAUCGUAUCUGAGCUGUGGGUAACACAGUCAGUGGAGGAAGGAGUCCCAAAGAAUGAAAAUCAGUACUUAAUUUAAAGUAGUUUUUAACCUUGGAGCAAAAGCAUUCUUGUUGGCAUGAUUGGACUUGGAUAUUAUGAGGUUGCCUUAAAUUUUUUGUGUGUUUUCAUGUCUGUUGAAAGCUGGCUCUGGCUAAAGAAUUACACUGUAUUGUUGAAAUCAGACGAAGGCUUUUAAUUACACUGUUGCAGAAGCAAGAGGAUGCUAAGCUAUGUUGGAGGAGAAAAAAACCCACCGCAAGAUAAAUAAUGUAAGCCUUUUACUUCACAAACAGGUCUCAGGAGAGGUCUAUUAUUUUACUGAAGAGAAUUCCUAGCUAUUAAUAGUGCUUGCCUCCAUUGUUCAAAAUGGAGACAAUAAUUUACUAUUUUAUGGAGAUUCUACUAUUUAACAUAUUGUUUAUUUAUCAAUUUACAAUCACAUUGAUGUUUUUGUGGAAUUGCUUUGUGUAUAUUCCAUAUGCUAUAGAAUUCAGUAAUUUAUAAACCUUGUCUGUAGUAUUUUAAUUUGUUUACAUUGGUUUUAGCAUUGAGCCCCACACGGCCUCAGUAGCACUUUGCUUUUAGGAUAUUGCAUUGAUCCCAUGUUUCUUUGUGUAAAUAACCAUUGUAAAAGAGAACCUAAACUUCUGAUUGAGGUGCUAAUGAAUUAAUAAUGACCUAUAUAUCUGUAAAAUACAAAUCAAUUACUUAAAAACUGUAAUGACCUCCUGUGCUCAUUACAGUUAAACUCUGAAGUGCGACAGGGCUAGGCUUUUACACUUAACUAUCGGUUUAUCUUUCAAAAAAUGUCUCAUAAGCUAUUCCAGUAAUGUAGGAUUAAUUUCCAAAUAUCUAGUUCAAUGUUUUUUU
This is a messenger RNA of Gymnogyps californianus (California condor), 3619 nucleotides long. RefSeq names its product DNA ligase 4 (gene LIG4). The transcript is spliced from 2 exons. The coding region runs from base 48 to 2786 and encodes 912 amino acids. Gene Ontology annotation, biological process: DNA biosynthetic process; double-strand break repair via nonhomologous end joining; nucleotide-excision repair, DNA gap filling. The record is from RefSeq and is a predicted model, not a curated record. Gene Ontology annotation, cellular component: DNA ligase IV complex; DNA-dependent protein kinase-DNA ligase 4 complex. Gene Ontology annotation, molecular function: ATP binding; DNA binding; DNA ligase (ATP) activity. NCBI's taxonomy places the organism in Eukaryota, Metazoa, Chordata, Aves, Accipitriformes, Cathartidae.